AUGGGCAGGGUGAGAUAGAGAGAGAUAGGAGUGGUUCUCUCAGUUGCAGUUGCUUUGAAAGUUUUUCUAAAGGACUAUUCAUUCCUCUCUCCACAUAUAAGUGGAACAAUCCUAGAGGACGCAGUCCCAUUCCUGAAGCUUGAUUACAUCUCCUGUCAAGAUGGGUGACCAGGAGGACAUCUGUGACAGACUAUCAGGGUCUCUGAUAGAGGGAGAAAUGGAAGAACAGGAAGAGGGAGAUGUAAAGAUGCAGUCUGCACCUCUCACUUUCUCCCAUUUCUCUUCCUCUGUGCGGGCCAUGAUGCGGAUCAAACUAAAGUACCAGGCCAUUAAGAAGCGCCGUCUAGAGAUGAUGGUGGGGCCGGGGAACGGGUUCCAAACCGGGGCCGCCAGUCGCACCAGUCCCAAAAUCUUUACCUUUGAUAGCCUUACCCCCUCUACAAUGUCCUCACCCUCUUACAAUAGUUCCCAGAAGAAAAGGAAGAAAAUGAGGAGAUCCCGUGUGAUGUUUCCUAGUGGAGGUGACUGCAGGGCGCCGCCUAAACAGGAACAGAGCCGUGCCAAGAACUGCCUCCUCCUGCUCUUGGCCAUUGUCUUUCUGCAGGUGUACAAUGCAAUAGAAAACCUUGAUGACCACGUCCUCAGAUAUGACCUUGAGGGUUUAGAGAAGACGCUAAGGAGGGAAGUGUUUAGUCAGCAGGGGGCAGUGGAGGCCCUGUUGUCACACUUAAAGGAUUACCUUUCCACCUACGUCCACAGUAAGCCCCUGGUCCUAUCCUUGCACGGCCCAAGUGGAGUGGGGAAAAGCCACAUGGGGCGUCUCCUGGCUGGACACUUCCGCUCAGUGGUGGGGGAAUCACUGGUGCUCCAGUACUAUGUUCUACACCACUGCCCCCUGGAGACCGAAGCCUGGUACUGCGCCCGCGCCCUGUCCACCCUUGUCACAGAGAUGGUUACACGCGCUGAGGAGGACGAGAAGAUUCCAGUCUUCAUCUUCGAUGAAGUUGAGCACAUGCAUGGCGAGAUACUGGAUACCUUGAGGGACCUUGUGAUCUCACAGCACUCCAACGAGUAUCUAAACGCCGUUUAUCUUUUCCUUAGCAACCUGGGACAUUGCCACAUCACCAAACACCUGCUGCACAAUUCCUCAAGUGUCUCUAUCACAAAUUCUGCAGUGGGGAGCCACAACAAUCUGGUAAAAGAAUUAUCCCUGAUAUUGCACAACACUCUGGAGAACAUUCAUCCAAUAUGGGCAGAGGCAGAGCUCCUGCCUUUGAUCCUGUUGGAGAAAAGUCAUGUGAUGGAGUGCUUCAUGGAUGAGAUGUCACGUGAGGGAUUCUAUCCGGACCGUACCAACAUUGAGCGUCUAGCGGGGGAGAUGGAAUACUAUCCUUCUGUAGGGGGACGUGAGUAUGCAAGGACAGGCUGCAAGCAGGUGGUGGCCAAGGUCAACAUGCUAUGAACUAACUCUUGGGAAGAUGUUUGAUGAUUUUCCAAGCAUAUUAUAGACAGCUCUUGAAAGCUGACUUAACUGUUGAGCCAGUGGUUCCUAGACAUUUCAGAACUGAGACUUUGAAUGCUGCAGGGCCUUAUUUGUUACUUCUGAGAAAUAGGAGACAUGUUCCAUAGCAGUAGACAUCUGACCUGCCAUCUGUUUAGUGAAAUUGAAAAAAGACAAUGCUUGUAGACAGCAUAGACUGGUACUCUGUGUGCAACGGAGGGCCACUCAUGACUGGGAAGUGAGCAAUAAAUUUUUUAAAAGACAAACUUUAUGGGCAAGAGAUUACAUUUUGUUACAGAAAGUCUUUACGUCUACACUUAUAUAUUUGUUGGCAUUUAAAAAAAUAAGUGUACAUUGCGUGUAAUUUAUACAAAUAAAAAUCUGAAUUAUAUUUAGGCUGAUAGGGAUAAGCCUGGUGUACCUGAAAUAAUAAUCGGAAAAUUUAGUGAAAAAGAGACAGGACAUUGACAAAACUUUUUUUUAUUGUAAUAUCAUAAUUUAAAGUUGAUACAAAUGGUACUGUCUCCAAAUGCUCAAAAUAAAAUAACUAAUGUUUUAUAAUCAUGAAAAACAAUGGAGAAAUCUAAAUACAAAUAGGAACAUGAUAAGCCUCUUACAUGACAGGUGUUUAUGACUGGCAGGAGUCAUCUCUUACAGAAUAAUAUGUAUGCUAUCUACAUGGAAAGAAGGGUUGAAUAGGUGAGCAGACCAAUGAUAGUUGCAUGUGAAUAACUUACACCAAAUAUAUGAAUGAGGUUAUUUAUGCCUGUGUGACCAAUUACUAAAAACACUGGAUGGAUUCAAGCAAUAUUGCGUAAUAAAUGCCACCUAAUCUACAUUUACAUUUAGCAGACGCUCUAAUCCAGA
Molecule: messenger RNA, 2368 nt
Organism: Osmerus eperlanus (European smelt)
Lineage: Eukaryota; Metazoa; Chordata; Actinopteri; Osmeriformes; Osmeridae
Gene: tor4aa
Product: torsin family 4, member Aa
Exons: 3
Coding region: 161-1462 (433 amino acids)
Cellular component (GO): nuclear envelope; endoplasmic reticulum lumen
Molecular function (GO): ATP hydrolysis activity; ATP binding
Source: RefSeq, a predicted model, not a curated record